This is a messenger RNA of Insectozyma verbasci, 564 nucleotides long. The record is from the annotation of a GenBank genome assembly. NCBI's taxonomy places the organism in Eukaryota, Fungi, Ascomycota, Pichiomycetes, Serinales, Debaryomycetaceae.
AUGCCAUUUAAUUCAAAUUCAUCUAAAUAUCAAGCAGAAAACACGUUAAAUAAACUAUAUUCAUCAAUAUUAAAUACAAACUCAUUAAAACCAAGUUCUAACAACACUACAUUAUCAACAACACAAAUUUUAUCAAAUCAGUUAAAUCAAAAACAUCAACCCAAGGUAAAUAAAAAGAAGAAGAAGAAUGUCAAACAACUAGAGAAAGACAAAAAAUUUCAGAAAUUCCUUAAGUAUAAUUUUAUAAAGAAUAAAUCAGUUCGUUCAGAAGAAGAACAGAAAUAUGUCAAGAAAUUAAUACGUAGGAAUAUCAAUCAAAUAAAUAAAGCUUCCAAGAUUGAUGAUUUCGAAGUAGAAAGUGAAUUAGAAAGAGUGAAAUUGGAAUUAUUAAAUGAAGUAGGGCCAAAGGAGAAAAGAAGGAUUAGAAAUCGGAAACAUAUUGAAAAUAAGGGAAAUAAUUAUCGUGAUUUUGAAAGUAAGGGAAAUAAGGUAAAUAAUGGAUUGACUCCUGGUUUGGCUCCUGUUGAUUAUGAAUCUGACGAAGAGGAAGAAGAUGCUGAAUAG